Molecule: messenger RNA, 738 nt
Organism: Armigeres subalbatus
Lineage: Eukaryota; Metazoa; Arthropoda; Insecta; Diptera; Culicidae
Product: cytochrome c oxidase subunit 6B1-like
Exons: 2
Coding region: 165-416 (83 amino acids)
Cellular component (GO): respiratory chain complex IV; mitochondrion
Source: RefSeq, a predicted model, not a curated record
AGACAGAAAAAAUUUUUUUCUCGUUUCGAGUGAAAAAUCGAAGCAAGCAGCCAUCUUAGCUCGUCCAAGUCACAGUCGUAAGAGCAGUGUGUGUUCAAGUGCGUGCGAGAAAUUUUCCUAGCGUUCCCGAAUCAGGCAUCCAUUUUGCAGCCCCGCAGUACGAAAUGGCCCCGCAAGCAUCUACCGGCACACUGCCACUGAAAGCGGCUCCCUUCGAUCCGCGCUUUCCGAACACGAACCAAACCAAGUACUGCUACCAGAGCUAUCUGGAUUUCCAUCGCUGCGAGAAGGUGAAGGGCAAAGGGGCCAAGGUGUGUCAGUACUUUAAGGACGUGUACUGCGAUCUGUGCCCGAACGCGUGGGUCUCCAAGUGGGAAGACCAACGCGCGGAGGGUACCUUCCCGGGGAGAAUUUAAACGCGUGUGGUGGUGUUGAAAGCGGCACAGCAACAUUGGUCGUUCACCGGUUGAGCGAGCCAUUAGACUUUGUUUAAUUGGGAUUAUUUUAAGAGAACCGUUUGCUGCCGCUUCUAUGCACUCCCUCCACAGAUCAGUUUGACAAAAUUGGCAUUGGGUUGAAAAUUGAAAAUCCGAAUUGUGAAUUCGAUUGGAAACUUUAAAUUGGUUAGGGUCUGAUAGAAGAAUUAGUUCUAUGUGGCUGGAUAUCAUGUAGUUUCGUAUUGACAAACGAACACAUAUUCAUGUGCAAAAUAAACUGAUCCAGAAAAUAGUGAAGAAA